Asterias rubens (European starfish) is the source of this 6753-nucleotide messenger RNA. Its product is annotated as restin homolog. The coding region runs from base 560 to 5659 and encodes 1699 amino acids. The record is from RefSeq and is a predicted model, not a curated record. The transcript has 15 exons. Gene Ontology annotation, cellular component: cytoplasm; nucleus. Gene Ontology annotation, molecular function: microtubule binding. NCBI's taxonomy places the organism in Eukaryota, Metazoa, Echinodermata, Asteroidea, Forcipulatida, Asteriidae.
GAGUUAAAAGGAUAACGCCGCUGUAGAAAAGCCAGCAGUGUGCAGGAGCUGCAUUCUACACUAGUAAUGACCGUGACAUGAAUUUAGUGGUGUAUCCGACUUCUAUAGGGUUCCUAUUCAGUGAUUCAGUGAUUUGAUACAGGUGUAUGAUCCGCAUGGCUGUCGUACAGGAAGGACAAAAGGAAAUGCACCUCUGGUUUAUCCUUUAUGAUUGCAACUUGAAGUAGAGCGUCAUAACAUUUUGUCAAAGCGCUUGGAAUUUUUUUAUUGUGGAGAUUUUCAACAUCCAUUACCUGCGGUGAAAUAAAACAUGUUCUUUUUUGUUCAUCUCUUGAAUGAAGUUUUGGGGAACUGUUGUUGAAAAGUCACACCUCUGUACAUCUGGAUGACAAUGGGCAGGAAGUGCAUUGGAUUGUACAGAGAACUGUGAGGUCAUUUAAUGCUGGUAAUAUGCCACCAGUGGACUUGCAAUAGACACAGUGAAGUUGAGUUUUAAAAUCAAGGAAGAGCAUUUCUGGAACUUGUAUUUACAUGUAUACUUGGAUUUAAAGAAGACAAGAUGUUGGCUGUACACCAUCCAGUUCAGGCCACUCAAGUUGAGAGCAGGCUUCCAGCCACCAGACACAGAAGAUCACUUCUGCAAGCUCCCAAGACCAUCUCCAACUCCAUCAAAUCACCAGACCUCAAAUCCAUCAACGUUGUCCCAUCAGUGUCUCCUUCAGGAAUCCCUCAGAAGACCAGUGUGUUACACAGUAAGCAUCUUCUGAUUGGUCAACGCGUCUGGACAGCUGACGGACGCAUCGGGACGCUAGAGUUCAAGGGAAAGACUCAUUUCUCGCAGGGCUGCCUCUGCGGCAUUAGACUUGACGAUCCCCUUGGGAAGAAUGACGGGAGUGUAGAUGGGAUUCAGUACUUUGAAUGCAGCCCAAACCAUGGGAUUUUUAUCCAUGCGUUCAAAGUGCAGGCUGUGAACUCGGCCAGCGAGGGGAAACCAUUAGAACUGGCGCCUAAUUCAAGUGGGAAGAUUGCUUUGUUACAGCAAGGAUCCGGGAAGGAGACUAAACCUGCUAGUAAGAUACCAGCUCUAGGACUCAGUGGAAAGAUUGCCAGACCUAAAUCGUUAGCAGUGAAUGAUGACAAACCACAGCCUGUAGGCAGAAGAGGGCUUGCCAAACGUUCUGAAAUCUCCAGAAUUGAAUGUUUUUCUGCAGAGAAGGCAUCAAACGGCAGCAAGCUGUUUCAAAAAAAGAGAAUCAGUCCUGCGGACUCUGGGAUCACUGUCCCAGGCUGGACUCAUGACAGGACUCUACAGAGUAGACUUCCCUCAAUCCAUUCCAAAUCCCCCUCAACAACAUCCCAUGAUGCUACCUUUACAGUAGCACAUGACCAAAGUCAACCUCAGAGAAAUCAAUCCAGCCACAGAAGUCCCCCUUCAAGAAGUCCCCCUUCAAGGAAGAAGACUCCUGAGCAGUCGAGUCCGAGAACCCGGAAAUCGUCCUCUGGAAGCCUGCAAAGGGGACUGGCGUCACAGCCCAGUCUAAAUGAUUUGACACAGCUGUUGGAAGACGAUAGUUCAAAGCUGAAAAAGGACGGUACGAGACAGAAAACUAGCCUUAAUGAAACAUUUAAAGUUGGGAAAAGUCCUCGUGGAUUUCCGUCCUUAAAAACAGAGAAAAAACACACUAAAGAAUCCACUUGCUAUACCCCAACAGCCACAGAUCUGAACUCCACUUCACCUUUAUCAUGGGAUGCACAUGAUAAGGUCACAUCCACACCUCUAUCAUCCACAGAGAAUACGUACUACUGGGAAUCGGAUGGAAUCUCACAAUCUGAUAUAAAAGAUACAUUUGUAGUUCCUGACGCUGAGGAGGGUGAUGAUAUUGAGUAUAAUGAAUUCUGGGCUGUACCAUCAGCACUUGAUACUCCAACAGGUCGGUUACGAUUUGAUUUACUGACACCGGAAGAGUUUGAACAAGCUUUAAAAGAUUGCAACAUUCCUUUGGACAGUCCACAAAGUGAAACUGCACCACCACUCGUUGAAGAGUCAGACUCAGCUCCCAAACUCACUGAUCAUUGUAAGCCUAAGGUCUUGGAGUCUUUAACAGUCGUCGAGGAUGACCUGUUAGUCGGAAGUGAUACAACAUUUUACAAUAUCCCUUCAUUUCUGGUUCCUGCCUGGAGUAUGGAGUUAGAAACAACAGAAAUAGAGGCAAGUCAGUUGGAAUCAACAGAGGAGCAAGUCUGUAAUUCUGUAUUGGAUCAAGCAGCAGUAGGAGAUGAACAGUUACCAGGCGAAGAGUUUAAAGCAGUUCCUAAAUGGAGUACAGAGGACAGUAGUGACAUAACAAACAACAACACAGAGAUAGUCAACCAGCCUGAAUCCAAGAUUAGCCCUAAGGGCAAGGAUAGAACUAGUUGUGCAGAUUCUAUAGCAAUGAAUGAAUCAGAUGGAAAUCCUUGUGGGUCAGAUCUUCAAGAGAAACCUGCCUCAAUAACUGAAGUGCCAGAUGGACAUUCCACCAGCAGUAAUGCCCAUCAUGAAGACUGUAAUGAACCGAGUGAGGACGAUAAGUGUGUGUACACUGAUGAUCUGAGUAACGAAUGGCAGAAUUUGGUCCAACAGGCAGAAACAGACUUUGUUGGGGAAACUUCAUGUCCUAAUCCUUGUACAUUAGAGAAGAGUUUGAGUCCUGAAACCAAUAGUGGAGGAGCUUCAGGUAAUCCUAGUGACUUGACCUCAGCAGUGGAUUACUGCCAUGUGGAAUCUCUACAGCAGCAAAUGACGGCAACGUUUGUGACAGUGGGCGAUUAUGAAAAGGACUUAACUGUGGAGAACAGAGAUUCAUCUGUGUGUAUAGAGUCCAAUCAGCCCAAGGAUCAAUUGAAAGCUGUUAGCCCCUCUGUGACUCUGAAUAUUCUGAGUACAGGAUAUGAAAAUGCAACAAGCCCUGAGAAGGAGAGAAGCUUUGCUUCAGAAGGUAGCAGUGAAAGUGCCAGUACUGUCAUUGCUGACAUGUCUCCUGACCAGGAACAGAACAAACCACUAACAAUCAAAGAACGAUGUCCUUCUGCAGAGCUGGAGACUGUAACACAGUUUGAAAUGGCUGAAAUGACGUCACCCUCAUACGACAAAAAGAAGUUUGGACCAGAACUGCUUAACUCUACAUUUAGUGCGACACAGUCAAAUGAAAUAACACAGAUCGAGUCACAAAAGGGAAAGGAAAAUGGUGACAGCUCAAAGUUGCCUAAGAAACGCAUGUCAUACCUCCAGCAGCCCAAGUCAUUCAGCUCUACCAGAGACAAUGAAUCAUCUGUGAAAAGCAACGUAGCUGCAACAAAACUGAAGCUGACUGCUGUUAAGUCAUUGGACUGUAAAACAGAAACAUCUUCUUUAGGUUCAUCUGUAGAUAACAAGGCCAAGAGAGGCUACAAGCCAGGCUCUUGGAAAUCUAACAAGAAUCCCACUUCUGCUACUAACAAAGGUCACAGCAGCAGCAGUAAUGCCAUUCCAAAACAAAAGGCCGCGGAACUUCCUAAACAGAAGGCUGCAGGACCACUUAAACAGAAGGCUGCAGAACCUCUCAAACAAAAGGCUGCAGAACUUUCUAAACAGAAGGCGGCAGAGGCAGUUACCAACAAGGACAGCAAUUCUUCCAUCAAACGUGUUAGUGUAAAGAGUAAAAUAGACACAGGGAGAAAAUCCAUAGACAUGACAGGCAACAAGUCAAGCUUCACUCUGCCUAACAAGAAGUCCUCUGGUCAAAAUAGUACAUCAUCUUUGGAGGUUGAACCAAAUAGCCUGUCUUCGUCCAACAGGAGCAUGAAGUCUGAUCUGAGUGGUGUUGUUACCAGAACAAGUAGUCGGAGCAGCUCUAUUGGAGGGAAACCAGCCAAUAAAACCACCUCAUCUCUGCGCCACACAGACCGCAAUCAUUCUGAACGGAAGACGAGUACAUCAACAGUGAACUCUGACACUUCGUUGAGGACUGAAUCAAAAACAUCUCUGUCUUCAAGACUCAGCACCUCCACUUCAGAUGCUAAACAUGCAAAGCGCCCUCGCCCUGCCCCUAGGAAAGAUUCAAAUCCACCACCUCGAUUGCAGACGUUCAGUUUCUCUAGGCCAAGUCGACCCGCACCGGUAUCCCUGGCCAAGUCUUCUGCAGCUAAUAAGGGCUUUCCUGGUAAACAGUCUGACGGGAACCAGUCCAAGAAUGACUCUCAGCUAUCCAGCUCAUUAACCAAUGGGAUAACAGCUGUGGAUGCUGCACCGGUGAGACGUACAAGUGCUACAAGACUGCAAAGAACUUCUCUGCUACCCAACAAGAAGGCAGACUCUACACAUCAAGAUGUCACAAGGAGGCCCUCUGUUGGUAAAGAAGCUGAUGCCACUAAGUCUGCUAAGGGUCGUUCCAGCCCAUCUCCAACUAGUGACCAUGGUCUCUUAGUCAAAGCUAAUGCUGAUGUAAAGCGCUUAGAGGCUCUGUGUGAAGGCAGAACUAAGGAACUAAACAUGGUCAAGAUGAAUCUCAAGUCAGGACUGCAGGGAUUUGAAGCUAUGACCAUCUUAGUCCAGUAUCUCACACAGAAGUUGGAUGCCUUUGCAAACCCAUACCUCAAGACGAGAAUUCAAGAAAUUGAAGUACAACUUGAAGAUGCAAAGAGCCUUACAGUUCAAAAAGAGGAUGAGCUUGGUUGCAUCCAGAGCGAGUUGGUGGACACAAGACGGAGCCAUGAGGAACAAAUCAGUGAACUACAGAAUGAUCACCUUGAACAACUCACAUGCCUAGAACAGAGAUUAAAUAACCAACAUGUAGAUGAACUAGAUAGAGUACAAGGCAAACACAAAAGUGAAAUUACCUCCAUGAAGGAAGACCAUAUAGCUCAGAUCUCUGAGGUUACGUCUUCACACCAUCAAGCCGUACAUGAGAUGGAGGAGCAUCAUAUUGAAGAAGUAUCCGAGAUACAACAACAACAUCAAGAACACAUGGAGGAGUUAAACAGACAACAUGAUGAGGAUAAGAAACAACUCAGGGAGGAAAUGCAAUCCAAGAAACAAGAGUUACAAGAUGAGAUCUACAAGUGGACAUUCCAGUGUGAGAAUCAGAAAGAGAGAGUGAUUAGAUUAGAGGAGGCCCUUCAGAAAGACUCGGACUCCAAAGUACAGGCGGCGAUCUUGGAGAAGAGGAAACUUGAAGCAGACGUUGAUAGCAUGAAGUCAGUAGUAGACCUGAGAGCGAAUCAGCUGAGUGAGCUCAGAAGAGAAAGUAUGCUGCUCAAGAAAGAGUUGGAGAAACUACCUAUAAAGGAAGAUGUGAUUCUACGACUCCAAGCCAAAGUAGAAGACCUUCAAGCCAUGGUGGCGGAAAAGCAAAACUAUCAACGGCAACUCUCAUCAGACCACAUCACAUUACGGGAAAACUAUGAGCGAGAAGUCAACGAGAAAAAGCGCCUUUCUAUGGAGAAGGAACAGUUAUCAUGGCGACUAUCUCUCCACUCAGAGAACUCUUCCCCUGUGGGACUUUCCCCUCAUAGUUUUACCGCUUGUACCUCCCCGUCACGGUCCCCGGUUCGAUCCCCAACCAACACCAAGAAGGAUUUGUCAAGAUCUAGCUCCAUGGAGAGUCAUGAAAGUGGAGUCUUCUCACCACACACUGGUUAAUAGAGAUGCUGUCCACUUACUAUUCAUCAAUGCUGCUGCAAUCACAAGGUUGUGGGUUCGAAUCCCCCAAGUUAACCGCUGAUUUCACAUUGACUCUAAUAAGUAUUGUGACUCAUGAAAGUGGAGUCUUCUCACCACACACUGGUUAAUAUAGAUAAUGUCCACUGACUAUUCACCAAUGCUGCUGAAGAGUGUUCAGUCGAAUCCGAAUAGGCAUCUACAGCUGCGGCUACGGCUGUUGCUAAGAAUGUUGCUAAGGACCUCCUAUACCUCAACACAUAUUGAUCGGCAAAUCUCGCUGUAGCCCUAGCUGACACCGCCAAUUUGAACACGGCAUAUACCAUCCACACUGGCUAGGUACCUCUCACAUUGCAGCAAUUUUGUGUCUUUGGUAUCUGCAAUGUUGUUCAAUAUACACACCAAUGUUUUUUGCCCAAAUAUCCAAUCUGGGAAACCUGACUUUGGCAUUGAGUGACAGACACAUUGUGGUUCGGUCAAACAAAACAAUCUCUUGAUGAUUUAUCAUUUUAAUGAGGUUUUUCAAACAAAAUGUAUAUAACCUUGUAAUGUGAAGUACAAAUAUACUCCAAUCUCCCGAAGAAAGUAAAGUUGGACUAUUAUUAUGUGGUUAUUGUUGUAAACCUUUGUGGCCAUUUGACUUCAGGCAACUUACAAGGCACCGCUAGGCACUCACCAAGAAGAGAAAACAAAUUUCAGAGAAAUGUUCACCUUUUUGGGGAAUACAUGUAGUAACAUGCUUCAAGGAAAAGAUCUAGUGUACUACAAAAGUAUAGAAAGGUUUGCGGUAACACCAUGUAAUGACUAUCUCUAAUGAGUUGGGGUGGUUCUGAAACGAACCGUUGGUUUCAACUCGACGUUUCGAUCAGUAUGCUCUGAUCGUCUUCUGGAGAAAGCUACUACAAAAGUGUUGCUUGUGCAUACAUAGAUUUGGAUUGCCCACUAGUUGCCUGUUAAAAUUCCCUUGUAUGACACAGCUUGUAGUAAUUGGCCAGUUUGAUUAAUAGGCAGUGGACCCUAUUGGUAAUUACUCAAAAUAAGUAUUAAGCAUAUAACCUUACUUGGUAACGAGUAAU